This is a messenger RNA of Anisakis simplex (herring worm), 306 nucleotides long. Lineage: Eukaryota; Metazoa; Nematoda; Chromadorea; Rhabditida; Anisakidae. The record is from the annotation of a GenBank genome assembly.
AUGAAUGGUGACGAAAUGGUAGAUGCUCAAAGACGAUUAAUGUCCUCAUCGACCUCAUCCAACGAUGAAAUUAUAUCCAAUAGGUCGGAAGGGUCACCACUAGAUCAAAAACCCACAUUGUGGCAAGUAAAUGGCCAACCGAUGAUGAGUCAAUUAUCGCCAACGACCGCAGAUCAAGCGAAUUUGGUAGAGCCAGCCCAAGGCAGCUCGUCUGCUAGUGACCUUUCGGCUGAUGCCGAGGGGGUGUGGUCACCUGAUAUUGACCAGGUUAUUAUUAUUAUUUAUUAUAUUUAUUAUUAUAUAUAA